Messenger RNA from Penicillium macrosclerotiorum, 960 nucleotides. Its product is annotated as sterol desaturase family protein. The coding region runs from base 1 to 960 and encodes 319 amino acids. The transcript has 4 exons. Gene Ontology annotation, biological process: ergosterol biosynthetic process. Gene Ontology annotation, molecular function: iron ion binding; C-4 methylsterol oxidase activity. The record is from RefSeq and is a predicted model, not a curated record. NCBI's taxonomy places the organism in Eukaryota, Fungi, Ascomycota, Eurotiomycetes, Eurotiales, Aspergillaceae.
AUGGUGCAAAUGGAACCGCAACCCCGGCAGAAUAAGCUCAACCUCGACCGCCACCUGGCGCUUACCUGUAGGCGGAAUUCUACCGUGUUGUCCUCGGGCACCUAUUGGGGCCAAUUCGAGGAGAUUGGCAAGUACAAUGCCAACCUCAACGUCGCCGAGAAACUAUGGGCCGCAUGGUAUGCCUGGAUGCAGAAUGAUGUCCUAGCCACCGGCAUCAUGUCAUUUGCCAUGCACGAGCUUGUCUACUUCGGCCGCUCGCUGCCAUGGAUCUUUAUCGAUAGUCUCGGCCUUUUCAAGCCCUACAAAAUUCAGAGUAGCAAAAUCCCAUCCUUGCGAGAACAAUGGGACUGCGCCAAGUUCGUCCUACUCAGUCAUUUCACCGUCGAGCUGCCCCAGAUUUGGCUCUUCCACCCGAUGGCCCAGUUCUUCGGUCUUUCCACUUCGAUCCCAUUCCCUUCUCUUUGGACCAUGGCCUACCAGAUUGCGAUCUUCUUUGUGAUGGAGGACACAUGGCACUACUUCUCGCACCGUGCCCUCCACUGGGGUCCCCUCUACAAGGCAAUUCACAAGAUUCACCACCAGUACUCGGCUCCGUUUGGUCUGGCGGCCGAGUAUGCCUCUCCGAUUGAGGUCAUGAUCCUGGGAUUUGGUACCGUGGGUUGCCCGAUCCUCUGGUGUGCCUUCACCGGUGAUUUGCACAUCCUCACCAUGUACAUCUGGAUCGUGCUGCGCUUGUUUCAGGCUAUAGAUGCCCACAGCGGCUAUGAAUUCCCCUGGAGUCUGCAUCAUUUUCUUCCCUUCUGGGCCGGUGCCGACCACCAUGAUCUCCACCAUGAAAAGUUCAUCGGCAACUACUCCAGCAGCUUCCGGUGGUGGGACUACCUUCUUGACACCGAGUAUACCCCUGAUGCCCUGAAGCGCCGGAGGGAGAACAAGGUGUCUACGAAGAAGGCCCAGUAA